This is a messenger RNA of Truncatella angustata, 2472 nucleotides long. RefSeq names its product fungal-specific transcription factor domain-containing protein. Gene Ontology annotation, biological process: regulation of DNA-templated transcription; DNA-templated transcription. Gene Ontology annotation, molecular function: DNA-binding transcription factor activity, RNA polymerase II-specific; zinc ion binding; DNA binding. The record is from RefSeq and is a predicted model, not a curated record. The transcript has 2 exons. Lineage: Eukaryota; Fungi; Ascomycota; Sordariomycetes; Amphisphaeriales; Sporocadaceae. Bases 1 to 2472 code for a protein of 823 amino acids. Gene Ontology annotation, cellular component: nucleus.
AUGAAGCCCAUACUAGCAGGUCUUACUUUCGAGAGUAAGAAGGGAGCCAAGAUGCGCCCGCCCAUGCGCUCUAGCAUCGCAUGUCUCAGGUGCCGAAAGUCCAAGAUAAAAUGUGAGAACAACGGCGGAUCAAGUCCUUGCGACAGCUGUCUCAAGACAGGCAAGGACUGCGUUUUCAAGCUGCCCGAACCCAAUCCCGCCCCACCAAAGAGGAACGAUCCACCAUCGGCGAUCAAGCAGGAAAGAGAUGGAGGCUCAGACCGGAAGAAGCUGAAGAAGAUCGACGAGCUGUCCAAGCUUGACAAUGAAAAGGGUACCCUAUUCGCAGACGAAGUACUCUCUGCGCCUUUCUUGACCGAGGACAUCUGGGAUCAGGUCCUCGAUUUGUACAAGCUCCAUUUUGCACCAGAGUUGCCUUUCCUACAUCUUCCGACAAUGAAAGAGAAGCUUGGUCGCAGAUUCAGAAACCAACAGCCAGAUCCCACACCGGAUUUCAACCUUGUCUUGUUGGGCAUCCUUACCCUCACUGCUCGGUACCACACAGACCUCGUGAAAUACCUUGCGCACAUUUGCAAUUCCCAAGGCGGCAACGCCAGGUCCCGUCCGGUUCAGACCCAGGUCGAUCCUGCCGCGGCGUCGGAAUACUACGCUGAAACUCUCACCAGAGCACUUGGAUCCAUGAGAAACGCCAUGGGCUCCGCGUCUGUUGAGCGUGUUCAAGCUCUGCUAAUGCUCGGUUUGUACGAAUGGGGCCAGACCCGGCAAAACACAGGUGGCCUGGGUGCGUGGAUGUUUGUCGGAAUCGCUGUCCGAAUGGCCAACUUCCUAAGACUCGGUCUGAUAGAUAAAGAAUUCAGGAAAGUAGGGCAUCAUCUCGAGCGCCCUCGUGGCUCUGUCUCCGAAUCGCAGUUGAUUCUAGACAGAGAGGCUAACCGCCGAACCAUGUGGAGCUGUUUCGUCCUAGAUCGAAUGCUGGCCUGCGGGAAAGAACGGCUGGCCAUUGUAGACUCGGAGAAGCUGCUGAUCCAGCUGCCAUGUUCCGAGGACAAAUUCGACUUGGAAAUGGAUGCCAGCACUGGGUUCCUGAAGUCUAUGCCGUCAGAUCCACGUGUCACUGACGACAGCGUACUGAGUCGGUUCGUCUUCCUUGUGAAUCUCUGGGGCGACAUCUCGCGUUAUAGUGUCGACGGUGGCCGCUUGACCGACCAACAUGCACCUUGGGUUGCUGACACAACUUUCUUUAAACUACGCGACCGCCUAUUCAGCUUUGAGCAGAGCUUACCCGGCACAUUCACGUUCUCGCGUUCCAACUACUUCAAACACGAAAACCAUCAGGCCUCUAGCGUCUAUGUACUGCUGCAUAUGCUCAGAAGCGUGUGCGUUAUCAUGCUGCAUCGAGAAUAUAUCCCUUUCGUGCCUAUACGGUGCAGAGGACCUGAAGGGCCACUUGAUAACCCAGUAUUCCCAAAGGAGGAGACACCGGAUGGUUUCUGGCUCGAAAGUGCGGAGCAAGUGUUCAAGGCUGCCAGAGAGAUCAUCGAUCUGAUCGAGAUCUGUCAAAAGAAGGACAAGCUGCCUCAAUCGACAAUAGUUCUGUUUGCCAUAUGGACUGCUGCAUUUGUGGUAUUAUACGCCAUCCAUUUCCCACAAAUGGACACGCGAAGUCAUAUCCUCAGCCACCGGUGGAACGAGCCUUUGGAAGGAGAAAAGGACAUCGAUAUCUUCCGGCACGGUCCUCUUGGCUUGACUUACACGACACUUAAUAAAAUGUCGGUUUGCUUGAGUAUGGCAACCACGUACAUCACAGUACUCCAAAAGAUGGAUACCUACUUUGUAAAGAUCAGGAGAGACUACGAAAUACACGUCGAUCAAAACAGGACUCUUAGUGAAAAGACCAGCCUGAGUGUGCGCCUUGGCGGCAAAGGUGGCGGGCUUGAGGAAUACAAGGACAAAAGGCUCCUGAGAGAGUUUGGGCAUAUACAGCCCAUAGAUCUAACAGGCAUGGAUGGAGACCGAUCCAGGGCCAGCACUGUCGAUCGUGGAUCGCCUGUAGAUUCGCGUCUACCACCCAUCAACCGAGUUGGCACCCCAAGAUCUACACCGUCAACUUUCACGGCCAUUAACCAUGCGUCGUCCUAUCAUGAUGCCAAUGGAUCGUCGGCGGUACCCCCUCAUGAUACGCAAUACGAUUCAUGGAAUCGGCAAUCCAACACGUUACGUCCAAUCCAAUCCUAUGCAUCAUCAGCUGUUGCAAUGCUAGGUCCCGAAACUACCGGUCCACCUUCUACUCACCGCGAUGAUUCCAGCGAGUAUGAGCUGCAAUCAGAAGAACGAAAACGGUUCAAUGUUACGAACGACCUCGGCAUCUUAACACAAAACAAUGACCCAUGGAUAGAUGGCCAGCUUCCGUUCUUCGACCUAUCAACCGAAGCGUAUGGCCUUGCGCCACAUUUCAAUGAUACAUACACAUAA